This is a messenger RNA of Colletotrichum truncatum, 489 nucleotides long. Its product is annotated as modin. Lineage: Eukaryota; Fungi; Ascomycota; Sordariomycetes; Glomerellales; Glomerellaceae. The record is from RefSeq and is a predicted model, not a curated record.
AUGAGCGACAGCAGUGGCAAUGACGUGGAGACUAGAACUGCUAUUGCCAGCAUGGCUCUCGCCAUUGUCGCUCUAGCUGUUUCUCUCGUCGCACUGGUGGGAACGCUGGGCCAGCUCUGUCAGCAAUAUCUCGCAACCGCCGUGGGAUACUCUAACUGCGGCGAACGGGUCAUGGGGCCAUGGGCCAAGUACACCAAGCUACGAUUCCGUCCGUGGGAGCUCCGAUUUGAGGUCGUUUUUGAAGCUCCCGUUUUUUUCCUCUGUCAACCGACAAACAGAAUGGGUCCAGUGAAGGGGGCACCGAUUUAUUUUAUGGACGGUCGCAUAUCUGAUGAGAAAUUCGCUCCUGGCUCCAAAGAAAAGGGUAUCCUAGGGCAGUAUGGCGGUGCUUCUGCCUCUUGGCUCCUUCUUUUUUCUCUUAUCUUGUGGGCGAAACCAGCACAGAACGCUCAGAAUGGGAAAAGUGGUGUUGUUGGUUGGAAGAACUAA